Messenger RNA from Aspergillus calidoustus, 636 nucleotides. Lineage: Eukaryota; Fungi; Ascomycota; Eurotiomycetes; Eurotiales; Aspergillaceae. The record is from the annotation of a GenBank genome assembly.
AUGGGCGGCCAGCCCGCGUGGGCGCCCGAGCUGUUGAGCAUCCAGCACGUUAACACGCAGGCCAGCCAGCACCGCAAUAUAUUCAUUGAGGAUGGGCUGGUGACGGCAGUGACGGCGUACCAUAAGGGGUUCCACGCGAGUAAUGACAUCAAGCUGAUCCACCGGUACGUGCCGCGGGCGGUGGGGGAGUUGAUCGUGUGGUACAUAUGGUUAGUGUUGCCGUUCACUGAGCAGUUAACCGCGUGGCAGGCAGCGCAGCAGCAGCAGCAGCAGCCAGUAACCCAGCCAGCAGGCAGGGCAUUAGGGUUAGGGUUUGAUAGGGGUAGGGAUGAUGCCCAAGCUCGCGCGCCCAGGGUAGGGUUAGCCUACCCAUCCAGCCAACCUGCAGGCGCCACCACCGCAGCAUCAGGGUUAGGGUUAGGGUUAGCCAGCCCGUAUUUAUGGGGCCCCGAUGCCGGCACGCAGCGCGCGUGGACGUCUGACCGGUUCCGCGAGGUGUUGAAGCGCGAGACGCAGGCGCGGUUAGGCCAGGCAUUAAACAUCCCCGCGUACCGGGACAUCGCCAUUGGGAUCAGCCGGUGGUUCAUGCGUGGGGCCAGCGCGUUCAGAAGCAACGCCUAUAACGAGAAGGAGUAG